AUGCCACCCCCACUUUCUCCCCGCGCACGCACCUUAGUCGGCCAAGUCAAGAGGAACGUCCAGUUUCACGUAGAGCUUCACCAAUACAACACUAAUCCAACUCCUCACACCAUGGCAGACAUCCAAUUUGACAGUGCGCUCGAUCUUCUUCGGCGUCUCAACCCCCGUGACACGAAACAGAACCUGCAGGCCAUUACGUCGAUCGUCCCAGACCUGACUGAAGACCUCCUAUCCUCCGUCGACCAGCCUCUAGAGAUCCGCCGCUGCCCGAAGACCAACCGCGAUUACCUGCUCUGCGAUUACAACCGGGACGGGGACAGCUACCGCUCGCCCUGGAGCAAUGAGUUUGAUCCGCCACUGGAGGAUGGCACGGUUCCCAGCGAGCGGGUGAGGAAGCUCGAGGUUGCGGCCAACGAGGCCUUCGAUGUGUAUCGGGAGCUGUACUAUGAGGGCGGCGUGGGCAGCGUUUACUUCUGGGAUUUGGAUGAUGGGUUUGCGGGCGUUAUCCUCCUGAAGAAAGGUGUCACACCCGGAGCGAAGAGCUCAGGAGAGUGGGACAGCAUUCAUGUCUUCGAGGCGACUGAUAGGGCGCGCAUGUCUCAUUACAAGCUAACGAGCACGGUCAUCCUGCACUUGGCGAACGAGAAUGAGGCCCUUGGCGAGAUGGAUCUCAGCGGCAAUAUGACCCGGCAGAUGGAGGUUGAUCUUCCUGUGGAAUCGGAUGCGAGCCAUGUCGCCAAUGUCGGUAGGCUCGUUGAGGAUAUGGAGUUGAAGAUGCGGAACUUGUUGCAGGAGGUCUACUUUGGCAAGGCCAAGGAUGUGGUGGGUGAGCUUCGAAGUAAGCCACUUCUCUGUCACGGUAGAACCAAGGCAAUGGAUGCUGACAAGAAUACAGGCCUCGCACCGCUUUCGGAAACCAAUAAAGAGAAGGCUGCACACCUGGAGAUGAUUAGAUCCAUGCAGCGGUAA
Molecule: messenger RNA, 969 nt
Organism: Aspergillus fumigatus Af293
Lineage: Eukaryota; Fungi; Ascomycota; Eurotiomycetes; Eurotiales; Aspergillaceae
Gene: cap2
Product: F-actin-capping protein subunit beta
Exons: 4
Coding region: 1-969 (322 amino acids)
Biological process (GO): barbed-end actin filament capping; cell morphogenesis; actin cytoskeleton organization
Cellular component (GO): cytoplasm; actin cortical patch; F-actin capping protein complex
Molecular function (GO): actin filament binding
Source: RefSeq, a predicted model, not a curated record